Messenger RNA from Porites lobata, 1828 nucleotides. The record is from the annotation of a GenBank genome assembly. Lineage: Eukaryota; Metazoa; Cnidaria; Anthozoa; Scleractinia; Poritidae.
AUGCCAACAGUGCUAACGUCACCCCUUAGUCAGGCACAAGAUAGGAAGAGGAGAGCUGAGUUGUUUGAGGCAGCAUGCCAGAUCCAUGGAGGGAGACAUGGAACAAAUUGCAGAACCCCAGGAGAAGUUGGCCUUUGCGAAACAACUGUUAAAAAAUGUUCUAAUGACAUACUAGUUAAAAGUUUUUUCUAAAGGUCAAAAGAUAAAAAAGAAGGUUCUACCUAAAGUUUACAAAGAAAAUUUAACGAAGUAUGAAGCAUCUGAUGAAAAUAUACUGAGAAGCAUUGCAGUGUACUAUAGUGGAGGAGUAAUGGGGAAACGAAAGUACCGUGCAACAUAUAGGGAUAGCAGUUACAAACGAAGUAGCUCAAAGGCUGUGCGUAUUGCAGUUAGUUCCUGCCCUGUCCCAAGGCUUGUUCCUUACAAUAAGCUAAUGCCCUUCAUCAAGUCUAUUGACAUUGGUCAACUUCACAGUGUAAGGGAGACCCUUUGUCAUGGACUUGAUGAAGAAGAAAAAGUGGAUGGUAUAUACCGUGAUAUCCAACCUUUGUUGUUGUCACUUGCAGAAUUUUAUCUUUCUCAAAGCAGAUAUCAGCUGGUUUGGUUCGGAGAUGAAGUUAAUACCUUUCAUGUUUCUCUCGGUGGGGAUGGACCACCAUCGGGAAAAGAUGACACUGCAUUUGCCUGUCUGGUCAACUUUCUAAAUUUAGGGAGAGGCGUUCUCAGCAGUAAUGAAAAUUUUCUUUUGUUUGGUGGGAAUUGUAAGGAGGACUGUGUUCCUGUGUUACGAUUUUUAAAGAAGGUUGUGCAUGACAUUAGUGAUUUAGAGAAGAUCACCUUUACAGUAAAUUGCAAUGGCACCCCUGUUGAUGUCAAAUUUCGCAUUUCCGAACUCCCAAAUGACAUGAAAAUGUUGUCUUUUCUUGCUGGAGAACUUUCAAAUUCUGCAACUUACUUUUCAACUUUUGCAGAUGUGAGCAGUGACACAAUGACCAGACUGGAUGGGACUUUUGGAACAGAUGGGAAGGUAUUGUGGAAGCCAUGGAAGUAUGAGAACAGAAUGAAGGUGGUUAAACAGGUUGAUGUAUUUAAAAAGUCACUGGAGAAAAAAAAAAUGGCUGCAUCCACUCGUCGAGCAAAGGUCACUUCAUUUAUUGCUCAAAAACAUAGCCGUCAGGAAUUUGAGCCAGUUGUAGGCAAACUAAUUGACCAUGCACAUGUGGAUCCACUGCACCUGAAGAACAACGCCUGUGCACGUGCCCAUCAGCAACUUCUUAGCGAAGUCAUUGCAAUGUCUAAACUAAGUGAUGAAAUUAAUUCUUUUUCUCAGGUGCCUGCACAUUCACCAUUCAAGAGGUACAUUGCAGCCAUGAGUGCAUGUGGCUUAUCCAGGUUGGCAAAAAAAGUCACCAAAUGGUUCGAUGACACAAAAGCGAAUGGCAAAUCAUUUGACUACCGCUUUACUGGGAAGGAUUCUAGGCUAUUUUUGUUGCAUUUUAUGUCAUUGAUUGCUGCCGUUGAAAGCAGAGCUAGUGCUGGUAGAGAGACCACAAUUCUCCAUUUAUUGCAUACAUUUGUCUUUGUCUUAGGGACUGUCUCUCUUUUCAGCCGCUUAGCUAUUUCAGAUGAGGAAGUAAGUGAACUGAAGACCCUGUGCACAAACUAUUUUAGAGCUAAUGCUGUUUUCUUUUAUGUUAACCCCACAGUUUGGACCAUUGGUCACUUUGUCCCUGCCCAUACCCAGCACAAGAAGGAAAAGUAUGGGUUUGGCCUUGGUCUCAACUCAAUGGAAGGGCGAGAGGCCAAACGUGUUUAUUUCCAAAUAUAG